Chara braunii is the source of this 2912-nucleotide messenger RNA. The record is from the annotation of a GenBank genome assembly. NCBI's taxonomy places the organism in Eukaryota, Viridiplantae, Streptophyta, Charophyceae, Charales, Characeae.
UGGCAAUUCCCUCAUGGAGUGCAAGCUGUGUGGUCAGGGUUUUCAGGGGAGCUAGACGAAAGUCGCACAACACUUCACGAUCAAGAACAAUUGCGCCAAAAUCUCCAUGGAGCAGAUGGCAGAGAUAUGGAACAAGACAAAGUACGGGUUCGAUUCAAGCCAUGCACGGAAGAUCGUGGACUUUCUGAAGUCUCGUGGGUUGCGAGACAACAGAUGUGGAUCGGGCAGGGAGCCGACGGGGAAUGAGGAGUUUGAGGACAGCGAGGAGGAGAGGAGGGCGGUCGAGGGUGGAGAUGAUGAUGGUGAGAGUGAUGCAGAGGACAUGCGGCGAGAGGUGGAGCGCGCCAGGGGAAAGAUGAGGAAGGAGAAGGUCGUUGACGAGGACAGCACCCCUGACGAGGACACCGACGACGACGAUGACGAUGAGGGAGCAGACCUUGGGGCCUCUCUGGAUGGGGGGUUGAUGGGCGAUGGCCGUCGUGGCCAAGAGGGGGCAGCUAGGGCAAUGAAGGAGGCUGCGGGAUCGAAGAAGAGAAAGAGGAAGGCGAAGAUGACUACCACUGAGGCGAGAUCAGCACCUUCUCAGGCCAAAAAGAGCAGAGUUCUUCGACAAACGUCCAUGCUGGAGACCUUCGAUCCAGUGUGGCAACGAGAAUUCUCGGACUCCGUCCUGCAGUGGUGGUACGUGAGCGGCAUCCCAUUCGAGGCGGCGAGGAGGCCAGAGUAUCAUAGGAUGAGGAAGAAGUUGCUCGAGUGUUCGCCGUAUGCACAUACGGCAUUACCCACGCACCAUGUCAUUUCGUGCGAAGGCAUCCCUCAGCAGCAGCGAGUUGUGGCGGACAUGGUGGCGGCCAUCCUCAGGGACAUUGAGGCGAUGGGAGCAACCAUCCUCACGGAUGGUCCCAAGUCCAUUACGAGCGACCAGAUAGUCAACUUCCUUGUUGCUGGUCCCACGGGCGCGUACCUUUUAAGGACUGUGCAGUGGGAUGGUGCUGUUCAGGAGACAGCAGAGGCCGUAGUGGAGCGAUGGAAGGACGUGUUCGACAAGUUUGGUGUCGACAAGGUGAACGCCAUUUGUACUGAUUCCGCGUCUGCGUAUGUUGCUGCGUCCAAGCUCCUCGCCCAGGAGGAAGUCAAGUAUAGCCGCAUCACUUGGCUUCCGUGAUGGGCGCGACGGGAGCCUCGGGAAGAGGGAGGACACCAUCAUCAGGGCUUGAGCUGUCGUGCGUUUCAUCAGAGAGCACGGGGCGGCUCUGAGCCUUUAUCGACGGUUCUCUGUCGCCCACCCGUCUUCCGCCUCCGCGGCGGCUGGUGGUUCGAGCUUUGCGCCACCCUCGUCUCAGCGGCGAGGCAGGGAGCUUGUGUACCCUGUGGAGACGAGGUUUGCCACCCACUACUUGAUGCUGGAGAGGCUGCUGGAUCGUCGCAGAGCGUUGGAGGCGUUGAUGAUGAGCGAGGAUUGGCUGCGGACUGCAUGGAGGAGGUCCAUUUUUCUGCAGGCCAGAUGGGUGCGUCAUCAGGUGCGGUACGCUUCAUUCUGGGAGCACGUGGAGGACAUCGUGGCGCUCAUGACGCCUGUGAUGCAGUUGCUACGGCGUCUGGACAGGGGGGGUCGCGUGAUUACUCGCAUGUGGUCGACGUCGGAGGGACUCGCGAGCGUGUCGACGAGGGAGACGACGGCGAUGGCGACGAUAGGGAGGGAUAUGAGGGCAACAGUGAGGAUGAGGAUGAUCCCUGUUAUUCCCCGACACGCGGACAUGGUGACGACGACGACGACGAGGGCAGCGACGGUGGACGAGCUGUGGGUGGUUUGCGGAAGUCCGAGAGACAGCGUGGCGACCGAUGCAGUGGUGCAGGCAGGGGAGGCAGCGGGCCGGGUGUUGGGGGUGCAGGGCGCACAGGUGGUGCAGGGCGUGCUGGCACAGGAAAAGUAAGGCCAGAGUGUGCAUCGUCCACUCGCACUAUGCAUUGGGUUGAUGAGGAGAGGCGCGCUGAGGCAGCUGUGGUUGCUCCCUCCCCUAUGGAGGUUGCUCCCUCCCCUGCAGAGUUCGCUGCGGCGUCUGCAGAGGGCGCAGCGGCGACUGCGGAGGGUCCAGGCGGGUUUGCGGGUGGUAGUGGCGAUGCUGGAGAGGUUGGGAGGCCAUCUCCACACGUGGGUGUCAGUUUCAGCGACAUCAUUUUUUAUGUUUCGUUAGGGCAUCCUUCGACACCGGCAGGGGAGCGUGUCGGUGUCGAUGUGGACGCAGCGGCCACGCCCGUCAGUCAGAUACUUCGUGACAUACCUUCAUGCAGCACGGGCGACAUCAGUAGUAGCAUGUUGCAGGAGGCAGUAGAGGGGGCAGCACGAGCGUGCAGGAUCGACCACGAGGAGAGGAGGAGGGCGCAGGGGUUGGCUAGCCGUUGCGAGAUGACGCAGAGUGUUGGAUUGAGGGCACGUGCAGCGCGGAUGCUCGAGACGGGCGUUGAGGCAGGUGAUGCAGAGGGCGAGUGCGGUGCUGCGAGCAUAGGGGAUGCAGGCGAGAGACCUGCGUUGCCAGUUCAGGGUGUUUGCGUAUUGCCUCUCGGUGGGGCCAUGUCGGCGGGGGAGUUGGAGCGGCAAGCACGGGAGGACCCGUUGCAGGCAGAUGACCGAGGCGUCGAGGAGACUGAUGGCAGAGGCCCCGGCUUACGUGCCUUGCAGCCCGUCAGUGCCAUCGUCCACCACAGGUGUCAGCACACCCGCAUAUGUGGAGGGCACAGUCGCGGCAGAGGCGGUACGGGGCCCCUUGCUGACACCCGCCGAGGAGUCUCCUUCUCCUCAGUCACAAAAGAAGAAGAUGAGAGCAGGGAAAAGUCUUAGUACCGUGAGGAGAGUGACGCAGACGAUGCGGGCGAGUCAGAUUAGGUUGACCGGUUUACAUCCGCGGACACGG